Oncorhynchus nerka (sockeye salmon) is the source of this 6918-nucleotide messenger RNA. RefSeq names its product rab3 GTPase-activating protein non-catalytic subunit-like. Lineage: Eukaryota; Metazoa; Chordata; Actinopteri; Salmoniformes; Salmonidae. Gene Ontology annotation, biological process: regulation of GTPase activity. The transcript is spliced from 33 exons. Bases 298 to 4455 code for a protein of 1385 amino acids. The record is from RefSeq and is a predicted model, not a curated record.
CUGUUUCACAACGGUAUUUGUCGUCACCAAAACACUUCAAGUAAAGAGUGGAAACCGUGCAAAUAGUAACGAAAACCACUGACAGCAACAGCCUGUACACUUCAUUUUCUACCGAUAUUCCUGGGAACGUUACAGAUAUCAACACAACGUUUCGCCGAGGACUCUAGUCUUGUCUAUUGUAUAGAUUAGCGAAAACUUAAUCGUACUGCAACGUUGUUCCCCCCCUGUUGGACUGUAGCUGCUAGCUAGCCUAGCUGGCUAAUUCCCUGUAUCCGUUCUGGUCGGGACUGCAUCGAAAUGUCCUGCUGCCUGUUCGAGUACUGUCGGGUCCAAGAACUCAAAGCAGUCCGGGAGUUCUUGUUCCAGAGCCAGCAAAACAACAAUUCGUCGGCGGACAAGAAAGGAGAGAAUGAGCUGGCCUGGGACGACUCCAACUGGGGGUCAUGGGAUAACCCUGAGGCCAAAGAAGUUGGAAGUGGGGAAACCACGGGGGUGGAGGAGGACACUGCAGCAGUCAGCGCCCCUUGGCUGCAGGACUGUGUGGUGUCUCUGUCUCCCUGCUCAGACCUGAUGGUCGUCGCCAAAGGCAGCAAGGCUGUGUUUCUCUCAGCGAGGUGGCAAACAGAUGACGGAGGCAGAGAGGGGAUGACGCUGGCUGUGUCCUGGAGUGGAACUCUCAGCACCAACGAGGGGGAGAGUGUGAGCAACGUAAUCUGUAUACCUUUGGCCAGCCAGAAGAGGAGUUCCACGGGUCGACCAGACUGGACAUGUAUUGUCGUGGGCUUCUCAUCUGGCUAUGUACGCUUCUACACCGAGAGUGGGGUCCUACUCCUAGCCCAGCUGUUGAAUGAGGACCCUGUCCUGAGGCUCAAGUGUCGCACUUAUGAGAUCCCCCGCCACCCCGGUGUCACCGAGCAGCAUGAGGAGCUGAGUAUCCUUUACCCAGCAGCCCUGGUCACCAUCGACGGCUUCAGUCUCUUCCAGUCUCUACGGGCCUGCAGAAACCAGGUGGCUCGAGCGGCGGCAGCAGGCAGUGAGGUGGUCCAGCCUCCUCCUCUGGCCUAUAAGAAGUGGGGUCUACAGGACAUGGAUGCUAUCGUUGACCACAGCAGCGUGGGUAUAAUGACCCUGUGUGUGUUUGACCAGAUGAGGAAUGCGUCUAUCCUGGGGGGUUUCCAUGCCUCUGUGAAGGGCAGCCUCCCCGCCAUGAGUCAGUACAUAACUGUGGGGGGAGGACCCUACACAGGCUUUUACUAUGCCAUAGAGGGCAGCUCUCAGCCUCUCCUCUCCCACGUUGCUCUGGCUGUGGCCAGCAAACUCACAUCGGCCUUAUUCACCGCCGCCAGUGGGUGGCUGGGGUGGAAGAAACCGAAUGAGGAGGAGCCAACUCAGAAACAGAAGCCCAAGGUGGAACCGGCCACGCCCCUGGCAGUCAGGUUUGGUCUCCCAGACUCACGGCGUCAUGGGGAGUCCAUCUGUCUGUCCCCCUGUAACACUCUGGCUGGGGUCACGGACGACUUUGGCAGGGUCAUGCUGCUCGACGUGGGGAGAGGCAUCGCCAUCCGCAUGUGGAAGGGCUACCGGGACGCCCAGCUGGGUUGGGUACAGGUGUCUGAGGGGAGGGGCGAGUCCUCCCCGUCCGCGCCCCUCCCACGGCGCCAUGCUCAGUUUCUGGUCAUCUACGCGCCCAGGAGAGGCAUCCUGGAGGUGUGGGGCACACAGCAGGGCCCCCGAGUAGGAGCCUUCACUGUCGGGAAACACUGCAGGUUGCUGUAUGCAGGCUACCGGCUGAUGGGGGUGAACAGUGUGACCAGUCAAGGCUGGCAGCUCCACACACAGCAGGUGUGUCUGUUCGACCCUGCUACUGGAGCACUACGCACUGUCACUGUCCCCUUCCAUCUGGCCCUCAGUGAUAAGAAGAGUGAGAGAGCAAAGGAUCUGCACCUGCUGAAGAGACUGACCACACUACUGAAGAGCAGAGAGUUGGAACCAGAUUACCUGGAGAGCGAGGCCCAGCGUGUACUGCUGGACAUCAAACACCCUGCCAUUAAGAAACAGGCCCUGGAGUGUCUGCUAGCCAAUAAAAAUGCUCCAGUCUCCUGUCUGACCAACAUCACCCGACUCUUACUGGCCAGUCUCAGGGAGAAAGACCCUGAGGCGGUAGAUGAAGCAUUGCUCCAGUUGUGUUCCUCCCAGCUGAAACUGCUCCAGCUCUACACUGACAUCCAACAGCUGCACUCUACUGUGGAGGCUAGCACAGACGCACACACUAAACCUACGGAGGUUGCCGGUGUAGAGGAGGAGCUAGCCCGUGUCUCCCUCAUCCUGCAGCGCUACACCGAGCUCACCUCCGGCUCCCGCCCCUCCGUCUCAUUUGCCCAGGACUCCCCUGACGCAUCACUUCCUGUACGCGGCUUCCUGUCCCAGAUGGAGUGUGAAGGAGAGGAGAUCAGGGUGGUCCCAGGGCCUGACGCAGACUGGACACAACUGGGGAGCUUUCUGUUCUGGGGCUGUCUGAUAGGAGAGAGCCCUCUACAGAAGGUCUGUGACACACUACAGGAGACAGGCAUCAGCCCACAGCAUUUACUGUCUCUGCUGCUGAGUGUAUGGCUGCACAGAGAGAAGGAAGUAUUGAAGAAACCAAAGGCCGUCAGACACCUACACACACUCCUCACUGCCCUCAGCUCCAUGAAAGGUGCGGUGGAGUCGUCGUGGGACAUGCAGUGUGUCUCCCCCUGGUGGCAGCAGGUGCGGUCUGCGUGUGUCCAGUCACACAGUGCUGCUGCUGCCCUGCUGGCUGCAAUAGUGGCUCACCGCGCUGCCAAGGAUAACAUCACCAGCCUGGCCGAGACUAAGGUAACACACACACACACACUGAUGUGUGUGUGCUUCAUCACUGACUCUGUGUGUAUGUGUCAGUUUCAGUCAGAGUGGGAGGCGGUGUCGUUGGAGCUGGAGCAGUGGGCGGUGUGUGUGAGACAGCUGGAGGACGUGCUGGCCCUGCAGACGCUGCUGUGUGUGGCGCCUCUUAAAGGAACACCAGGGGGCGCCACACCACACUGCUCAGUCAAAGCCCUGCUGGAGGGGGGCCGAGGUGGUAUAGCAGACAGUGUGGCUAAGUGGGUGUUCAGGCAGGACUUGGCCCCUGAGUGGCUGAAGGACAUGCUGCAGAGGAGGGGGGAGGCCCAGAGGACAGAACAGCCCUCCCAGCCAGUGCUGAGGGAGAAAAGCCAGGAGGAUGCAGACUUCAAUAGGGCAGCAGAGCUGCUGGUGUCUGUGUGUCAGCGUUUCCCAGACUCCCUCUCUCCUGACCUGCUCUUUGCCCACUGCUGCUGGGAGUACGUGGUGCAGUGGAACAAAUACCCAGAGGAGGGGCGGUAUCUGUGUUGUGCAGUGGAACACCUGAAGCUGGUCUCUAGUCCUCACAUCCAGCUGGGCAUCUCCUCAAUGAUGUGGAACACGUUCAUCGUUAAACGUUUCUCAGCUGCUGCUUUCCUUAUGGAGAAGGUGGGGAAGGCCCCUAAAGACCGCCUGUGUCGACGGGAUGUGGGAAUGGGAGACGGUGCCACGACAUCAUUCCUGGGCUCCUGUGUUGCGCUGCUACAGAUUCUGAUGGAGGCAGACUCGGGGAUAGAAGAGGUGACCCCUCCAGAGCUGUGUGUGGAGGAGGUGUGGGGGGGAGCGGAGGGUCCUGCCUCCAUAGUAGAGUUAGCCCUGGAGCAGAGGGGAAUCCACUACCCCCUUGUACAACACCACUGUCUCCUGGCCACUCUACUACACACUGCUAUGACCUUCAACCUCCGGGUCAAACCACUCAGUCUGUUCGACAGCAAGGGUAAGAGUGCCUUCUUCAGAGAGUUGGUGUCCAUCCAGCUGAUGUCCAGCGGAGAUAUGGACCCUGGACUGGUCUCUCUUAGACAGGAGUUCCUGCUCAGGGUGUUGACAGGCUGGGUGAAGACCCAGAGUGAGGCAGGGAUGGCUCCUGCAUCCACCCGGCUGGACCUUGACUCAGGGGACGAGACGUGGCCCUCUCUGUGUCUGGACCUGGGGACCCUGCUGCAAGUCAACCCAGACAUCCUGCGCAGACACCUGGUGUGUGAGCUGUACAACCACGGCCUGGACCCCCGGGCAGAGCAGGUGAUGUUGGAGGUGGAGGAUAAGGACGUGUUGGGUUCUCAGCUGUUGGUUCUAACAGGCCAGAGGCUGAGCUACUCCCUGCUUCACACCCAGACCCAGACCAAGCCCGCCAUGGAGCUGCUGGCACGCCUCCCCCCCACACUCUGCACCUGGCUCAAGGCUAUGGAUCCCAGUGAGCUGGGGUGCCUGUCGGUGCCCCUGAGCCAGACCAGCAGGCUGGUGAGCCGCCUCAUAGAGAUCCUACCUGAGAACCACGGCCAGUACAGCCUGGCACUACACCUACUGGAGGCUGUGGAUGUCCUGCAGGGAGAGGACUGAGUGAGAGGGGGGAGGAGAGCAAGAGGCUCAGGAAGAGAGAUGGCCUGUGUGCAAUUCCGUUCCUGCUGUCAUUGCUAGCAUCCAGGAUAAGAGUGAGAGAGUAAACUGUUGAAGUAGGAAAUAUAUAGGAUUAUACAACUAUCAUGUACAGGAAGGAGAUGUCAGGGAAAUGGCCACCCUGUUUGAGAGGAGGCUCAUGUGUUCAGUUGAAAAAAUGUAAUUGUAAAUGAAGGAUGGAGGGAUAAUUGUUUUGUUUGAAGUCUGCAUUUCUGAAGGGGAUAUGCUAUAUGAGCAUGGUGUUAUAUAUCCAUUUGUUUUUGUCACUUCCUACUUAUUUUUUAAAACUUUGUCUGUCAGCUAUACCUAGCAGCCCCUGUACUGCCCAUUCUAACAGACUUAACAAUCCAAUCCAAUCAAAGGGGGUUGCAGGGUGUGUUUGUGUGCCAUAUCAUUGUUUAGUAAGCAUCCCUUUCUCUUCACCUGUCCCUCAGAUGAGUAACGAUGAUGUAUGAUCUGGUUAUUUAUACACGCUGCAGUACUGUACUAGCUGUGCCUGUACCCUCUGUACUGUUCUACACCCUGGCUGAGGAACCCACUGGGGGCAGACAGAACAGACUAAAUGCUCAGCAUGGUCUAGCUUUGGUCUCUUUCUCUCUGGGUCUGGGGUAAGAGCAGUCAACGCUGGUCAUGGUGGUACUUUCCAUUCCAUAUUCUCUCCGGACCAUUCAGGUAGACUGACUGUUUAUAACGUUUUGUACAGUAGCUCACUGACCUCAUGCAGAGGGUGAUUGGAAUCACUGACUAUUUGAUUACUGUAAGGUAGCGCAAUUCCCAACAUACCAUAUCUGGCUUCCAUGUGUAUUAUGUUGGUCAAUAUUCAAACUAAAGUAAAUCAUUCUUUAUUUAAUGAGUUUGGUAUAGGAGUAUUAUACAGACGUUUGCAUUUACAAGUAAAAAUAUGGAAGAACAAUUACCCAAAACCAUAAUCAUCAUAGUUUGUUAAAAACGUCUUAGGGCUGAAAUCCCGUUAACGGGAUCGAUAUGACAACAGCCAGUGAAAGUGCAGGGCGCCAAAUUCAAAACAUCAAAAAUCUCAUAAUUAAAAGUCCUCAAACAUACAUGUAUAUCUUAUACCGUUUUCAAGGUAGUCUUGUUGUUAAUCCCACCACAGUGUCCGAUUUCAAAUAGGCUUUACGGCGAAAGCACCACAAACGAUUACAAAAAGUCACAAAGAGAUAAAAUUAAUCACUAACCUUUGAUGAUAUUCAUCAGAUGACAAUCAUAGGACUUCAUGUUACACAAUACAUUUAUGGUUUGUUUGAUAAAGUUCAUAUUUAUCAAAAUAUGAGUUUACAUUGGCGCGUUACAUUCACUAGUUCCAAAAACAUCCAGUGAUUUUGCAUAGCCACAUCAUUCAACAGAAAUACUCAUCAUAAAUGUAGUUGAUAAUACAAGUUAUACACAUGGAAUUAUAGAUAUACCUCUCCUUAAUGCAACCGCUGUGUCCGAUUUCAAAAAAACUUUACGGAAUAAGCAAACCAUGCAAUAAUCUGAGACUGCACUCAUUACAAAUAGUCACAAUAGCCGCCAUGUUGGCGUCAACAUAAACAAGAAAUGACAUGAUAAAUAUUCCCUUACCUUUGAUGAUCUUCAUCAGAAAGCACUCCAGGAAUCCCAGGUCCACAAUAAAUAUUUGUUUUGUUCGAUAAUGCCCGUUAUUUACGUCCCAAUACCUCCGUUUAAUAUACAUAUCCAAACGCUCAUUCUGGUCAGAGUUACGACCAGACAAAAACUUCAAAAAGUUAUUACAGGUCGAAGAAACAUUUCAAACUUAGUACAGAAUCAAUAAUUAGGAUGUUUUUAACAUAUAGCUUUAAAGUUCCAACCGGAGUAUUCCUUUGUAUCUUGAUGAGCAAUGGAACGCAAGUGGAUACCAUGAGGAAUGAGCGUGAUCAGAAAAUGGCUGACUGCCAGUCACCUGAUAGAUUCUGCUCUCAUUCAGUCCCACAACACAGAAGUCUCAUUCAAAUUUCUAUAGAUGGUUGACAUCUAGUGGAACCCCUAGAAAGUGCAACAUCAUUAAUAUCUCAAGGGGAUUUCAUUGGGAACUGUGGUGAAUACAUACCAAGCUCAGAUUUCUCACUUCCUGUUUUGAUUUCUCCUCAGGAUUUUGCCUGCCAUAUGAGUUCUGUAAUACUCACAGACAUCAUUCAAACAGUUUUAGAAACGUUUGUGUUUUCUAUCCAAUACUAAUAAUAAUAUGCAUAUAUUAGCAACUGAGACUGAGGACCAGGCCGUUUACUUUGGGCAACUUAUUCAUCCAAGCUACUCAAUACUGCCCUCCAGCCAUAAGAAGUUUUAAUGAACUCAAACAUCUCUUCUUUACUUGUCACAUUAUAAGAUGAGUUACAUUAUGACUUCCAUUUCAACAUUAAACUUGAAUAAAAACCAAAGCACUCAGAA